GCCAGCGAAGAUUUGCGAGCUGUACUAUGUUGAUCGCGAUCAUCAAGAGACUGCACGAUAGCAGCAGGUGAGCCUAGUCACGCCCACAUGACUAUAAUACUGCGCACUUCAUCUUUUCUUCUAUCACUUGUUGUACUAGAAGUACCCUCCUCUUGCACCUCAGGUCAACAUCCUGUCGUGAAUGAUGCUUCGCCAACAGAGGAAGUAGGUGUUGCGUCAAGAACUUGAAGAUCAUGCGAACAGAGAUAGUAAAAUUACCUUCUUGAUUGAUGACCGCGUGACGUUUCCAAUUACGAGUUGUACUGCAUUACCUAAAUUUUUGUUACUACACCUGAUAAAUUAAAACGCUCGACGCCCUUCUGAGUACUAGAUCAGUUCUUGUUAUAAGCGACGGCAUCGUAGUUCGUAGUUCUAGUUGGAGUGAAGCAGUAGUACUAGUAGACUUUGUUCGGCCGCAGUAUCCUCGCGAGCAACGCUAUCUAAGUGGUUGUACAUACAAGAUGUGAGUAUAGAUCUACUUUUUUCGUUUUUCCGAAAGUCUUGUUCCUUUGCUUUGCAUCGAAUUCAACAACACAAUAAGAAGAAAUUAGUUUGGGACGACGUUUUGCAAUCUGAUAGACUUAUUCUUGCCAAAAGGUAGUAGUAGGUUUUUUGCGCUACAGAAGGAAGUUGCCGCAUUACAAAUUUCUUGCCAGAAGGUAGUUUUGCAUUACAAAUUUCUUGUCGAAACUACCACCUCCACGUCGAUGUCUAGCUCCCGAUCCAAGGAUGCGGCGCUUAUGAAAAGAAAAAGUACGCGAGAAGUGGGGAAUAGCAUGAUAGACCGUCUUUGUCAUGCAGGACCUGCAUGCAAAAGCAAAACUAGAAAUUGACAUUGAGACACAGGAUGAUGAAUGCCAAUGCGACCAGGAGAUUGUUGUAAGUAAGUAGGAGCACCGGAUGAUGCGCUUUAUGCAUGGCAACAACGCUUUCUGCAGCAGAUGAGCCGCAUAUCAGCAAAUCAUCCUCAUCGAACAAUUAGAUCCAUCGGUUGAUUCUGUCAUUUACGACGGACUAUUCCUCCGUUGUACUGUUGUUUCACCCCUUCCAUAAGGUUCACGAAACGACCUCCGAACUGACUUUGACGUUGACCCAAGAUUUGGUUCCGGCCUUCAUCUUAUCGACAGGAUCUUUCAACACAAAAUAAAUCCAACUUGUUUCAACAUACUGCACAAGAAAAAGACAAUAAAUACGACAGCAAAUAAUUCUACUUCCGGGACUCUACUUGACAUCAACGAGGAGCAACAACUGGGCCAUGUAAAAAACACCAGCGAGACAUCUUUACCAGACCACACCGGAGUGCCGGAAGACAACCUGUGGUUUACUGUUCCAGACGAGCUGAGCAAAAGCGAAAGCGAUUGUCUUGAACAUAAUUUUCCUUCCUGCGUUGGGACUACAACACGACUAGUAGAACAAUCGGCUUUUGAUAUUUCGUCACCUUCUUGUUCAGCUUUCGAGCAGCAGCCGUCAUCUACUUCGAGGCAGGUGCCGAGUUUUUGUGCUGACCCUAACGAGAAUUACAUCGCAGCUGGUGCUCAAAGUACAACAGCUAGUACCCACGACCGCUAUCAUCAAUCGACGACAGGACCACGAG
Amoebophrya sp. A120 is the source of this 1633-nucleotide messenger RNA. The record is from the annotation of a GenBank genome assembly. NCBI's taxonomy places the organism in Eukaryota, Dinophyceae, Syndiniales, Amoebophryaceae.